Aspergillus steynii IBT 23096 is the source of this 3407-nucleotide messenger RNA. RefSeq names its product tubulin gamma complex associated family protein. The transcript is spliced from 2 exons. Gene Ontology annotation, biological process: meiotic cell cycle; cytoplasmic microtubule organization; mitotic cell cycle. Gene Ontology annotation, cellular component: spindle pole; equatorial microtubule organizing center; gamma-tubulin small complex. NCBI's taxonomy places the organism in Eukaryota, Fungi, Ascomycota, Eurotiomycetes, Eurotiales, Aspergillaceae. Bases 234 to 3314 code for a protein of 1026 amino acids. Gene Ontology annotation, molecular function: microtubule minus-end binding; gamma-tubulin binding. The record is from RefSeq and is a predicted model, not a curated record.
UGCGAUCGACUGCAUCUUCUGGUUGCAAAGGCCGCUGGGCGCCAUGCGAUUGUUUAUCUGUUCGCUGUGAAUCCCAGACUGCCUUUGAUGAUUUCCCACUCUCCUAGCUAUCCCUCCACACAAGCUCCACAUUCGGACCAUUUUGCCGUCACAUUUCCCUGCCCAACGACUCGGAGCUCGCAGGUUAUUCUACUCGAACAUAGUGAAGGCUGAAUCGGAGCUGCAGAAGAACGAUGUCCGCUCGCCAUCCCUCGCGCCCACGUCGCGUCGAUGAGGCCAUUUCCCAGUUGGUCGAAUCCCUCACCCCCCCGCUGUCGCUGUCGGCCAUUGGCGACGACGUCUCCGACGACACCGAGACCUUUGCCGCAAUCGAAGCCCAGCGGAAUCGCGAAAGCUACGAGCGCGCGUGGCGCAUUAUCGAUGCAUACACAAACGCGCCCAAGGACCCGGCUUCGCCCUCCGGUGCGGCGGGCUUGGGAGUAAACCGCAGAGGAAGUUUGGCCGGAGGGGAGAACAUAAACAAUGCGCCGGAUCUCAUCAAGCGGAAGCUGUUGCGGGAGAACGCCAGCCCCGAUAAGGCGGUGCGGUUCUCGAACAUGUACUCGCGUUUGUUGACGCAGCCGGUGCUGUCGCAGAAAUGGGCUAUCCUGUAUCUACUUUAUCGGUUAUCGGGCUCGGAUGACAAUGAAGAGUACGUGGAUGACGGAGAAAGGAGCCGGAGCCCCCCAAUGGAGCCGGAAAAUUUGCAGGGCAUGCUCUGGAAAGGUCAGCGGCCAAGGCGAGGCACCGGCCCUCGCAUGGCCGAUAACUGGGACGAAGAGGGCCCUGCCAUCAGCUCCUCUGCGUCGCAAUUACCGGCACGGAAGGCAUCACUGCGACGACCGGAACGAAUCGAACGACCUGAGAAUGAUGCGGACCUGGAGCCGGAGAGAAUCCCGGAGCAAAUAGUUCAUCAUGAGCAGCCUCAUAACACCCCUGGACGUUCCUUUAGUGCGGAGGAGCAGGCCACUCAGCGCCCACAAACCGCAGAGACGCAGAGAAAUUUGACCCGGCCCGCUGAGCAUGGCUUGUUACGUGACCUUCCGUUCAAUCUGCAAGGCUUAUCCUCGUCGAGUCUCGAGUUCACCUCAUCUUCUGUCAUCAAACUACCACCAUCGCUUCCCAUCCCUAUGAUCUCACUCCUCAAUACCAUCGCGGAGCCAUGUCUUCUGUAUCGGAAGCUGGCCGGUUUUGUCGAAGAUGACAGUGGUGGUCUUCUUAAUCAGAGCUUACGAGCAGCUCUCUCAAAUGAACUUCGCUCUUAUCUAGGCCUCAUUGCAACUCUGGAAGGAGAAAUCCGACGCGCAUUGGUUGCCUCGGAGGACUCGAGCAAUUCUAUUAGCGCGUCUAAAAGUGGUGUUACGUUGAAGCGAUGCGCUGUAUGGACAAGAGAUGCGACAAUGGCGCUGCGGUUGAUGAGUCUCAUUGUCGAGGAGGCACAGAACAAAAAAGGCGGCCAACUCAUAUCUUUGAUCCACGGCUUUUCGACUUCUCAUGGAGAUCCUUUCGUCUGCGCCUUCGCGGAGAAGCUUCUUGCUCAUAUCACAAGGCCGUUCUACGACAUGCUUCGCUUGUGGAUCUACGACGGAGAGCUUUCCGAUCCUUUUAAAGAAUUUUUCGUUGUCGAGCCCGAAUUUAGACCCGCCACGGACCCGCGACGCAUUGCGACAAGUGUGUGGGAGGAUAAAUACAAGUUGGACGAUGAGAUGGUCCCCUCGAUCAUCACACAGGACUUUGCGAAGAAAGUCUUUCUUAUUGGUAAAUCUCUAAACUUCAUACGAUAUGGGUGUGGGGAUUCUGGCUGGGUGGAGGCCUACUCCAAAGCAGCAUCGAAAGAAUUGCGAUAUGGGGACACGGCCAGUCUUGAGACGUCAAUCGACGAAGCUUAUAAGACUACUAUGGCGCAACUCAUUUAUCUCAUGAAUGACAAGUUCAAAUUGUUCGAUCACCUGAAGGCGCUGAAGAAGUAUUUGCUGCUCGGGCAGGGGGAUUUCAUUGCCUUGCUAAUGGAGUCCUUGGCCUCGAAUCUCGACCGGCCUGCCAAUUCGCAGUACAGACACACCUUGACCGCUCAACUGGAGCACGCUAUCCGUGCGUCGAACGCUCAAUACGACUCGCCGGAUGUUCUUCGCCGACUGGAUGCUCGCAUGUUAGAGCUCAGUCACGGCGAGAUUGGCUGGGAUUGUUUCACGCUCGAAUACAAGAUAGAUGCUCCGGUGGAUGUCGUCAUCACGCCGUGGGCCUCUACGCAGUAUCUCAAAAUGUUCAACUUUCUCUGGCGAGUGAAACGGGUUGAGUUUGCCUUGGGCAGUACGUGGCGACGGUGCAUGACUGGCGCUCGAGGCGUCCUGGGAAGCGUCGAUGACAAGGUUGGGCCGGACUGGAAACGGGCAAGAUGCGUCAUCGCCGAAAUGAUUCACUUCGUCUGCCAGCUGCAGUGGUACAUCCUUUUUGAGGUCAUCGAAUCCAGCUGGAACGAACUGCAGGCCUCGGUCUCCAGACCCGAAUGCACAUUGGAUGACCUUAUUGAGGCGCAUACCGAAUAUCUCAAUUCAAUCACGCGCAAGGGUCUCCUCGGCUCCACCUCGCAGGCGAACAAGCAUCAGGAGGAGACGUUCCUCACGCAGCUCCAUCAGAUCUUGAAGAUCAUGCUUGCUUAUAAAGACGCCGUCGAUGGGCUGUACUCGUUCUCGGUCGCCGAGUUUACACGACGGCAGGAACUUAGCGCCCGGAUUGAGACUCGGACAGCGCAAGGCCGCUGGGGUGUCACGGAGCGCGAUCUUCCCGGGGCAUCGCGACAAACGCAGGGACCCAAAAUCUCCAUGUCCUCGGUAUCGGCAUCCGUGGCUCAGACGCCCACGAUCGGAAACGGUGGCGAUGGGGCCGACACGCCCUCGUCUCUCCUGAACCACGACCUUUCCGUUGACGACCACAUGCUUGCCUCCCUGCGGGUUCGCCUGCGAGAACUCUCCGCCGAGUUCCGAUCGCGACUGAACAUUUUCCUCGGGGACAUUGCACACCAUUCGGAGUCGGACAUGCGGUUCCUCGGUGUGGUCAUGAACUUCAACGACGUUUACGAACCGGCUCGCAGGAGGCGCACCGCCACGGGGGUUAGCUCUCGAGAUCGAGAGCGGGCACGACGCAAGGCAGCCGCAUCUGGAGCCAACGGCGAAGGCAGCGCGCAACGGGAGUCGAGGAGGGAGCGAGAGAAGGAGAAAGAGAGAGAGAGACGGGAAGUUGAAGGCGGCGGCAACGCGAGUGGAAGUGGAACAUAGACACCGAUUCUGCAUGAUUAGGUUGUUUUACUCUUGCAAAAGUCCUUUGUGGGAAGGCUGAGGUUGUUUUUUUUUUUUUUUUUUUUUUUUUUU